This is a messenger RNA of Hemicordylus capensis (graceful crag lizard), 2123 nucleotides long. RefSeq names its product exosome component 6 (gene EXOSC6). The coding region runs from base 183 to 1022 and encodes 279 amino acids. The transcript has a single exon. NCBI's taxonomy places the organism in Eukaryota, Metazoa, Chordata, Lepidosauria, Squamata, Cordylidae. Gene Ontology annotation, biological process: rRNA catabolic process; poly(A)-dependent snoRNA 3'-end processing; U4 snRNA 3'-end processing. Gene Ontology annotation, cellular component: cytoplasmic exosome (RNase complex); nucleolus; nuclear exosome (RNase complex). The record is from RefSeq and is a predicted model, not a curated record.
AGCUUCUUAGAGCCGCCCUGACGCUCGAGGCCCUUCCAGGAAAAGGAAAUAACCAUAGAGAGGCAUCGCGUCGGGUUUGCAGCAGCAGGCGAGCUUGAAGCCGGCAGAGGGCGCGGGCGGGCAGGCGAGGGCGUGGCCCCCUCGCCCUCCUCCCCUUCCGGUGCGCCAUCCGCGGGAGAGCCAUGCCGCUGGACCACAGGCGGGUUCCCGGCCCGGAGGAGUCUCAGUCGCCGCUGCUGUUCGUGGCCGCCGGAGCCCACGAUGGCGAGACCGCGCCGGCGGAGGCCAGCCGGGACGCGUCGGCGCUGCAGCCUCUCUUCGCCCGCGUGGGGCUGCUGAGCCAAGCCAAAGGCUCGGCCUACGUGGAGCUGGACGGCGGCACAAAAGUGCUCUGCGCCGUCUCCGGGCCGCGCGAAGCAGCAGGCGGCGGCGGCGCGGGCGGCGAGCCCCGCGGGCGGCUGGUGUGCGAGUUCCGGCGGGCGCCCUUCUCCGGGCGCGGGGCCCGCGGGCGGCCCGGCGAGCGGGAGCCCGAGCUGGCCCUGGCGCUCCAAGAGGCGCUGGAGCCGGCCGUGCGCUUGGCGCGCUACCCGCGGGCGCAGCUGGAGGUGAGCGCGCUGCUCUUGCAGGACGGCGGCUCGGCGCUGGCGGCCGCGCUGUGCGCCGCGGGGCUGGCGCUGGCCGACGCGGGCAUCGAGCUGUACGACCUGGUGGUGGCCUGCGCGCUCUGCCGGACGCCGGCGGGCGAGUGGCGGCUGCAGCCCUCCGAGCCGGAAGAGCGCGCCGCCGCCGCCCGCCUCACCGUGGCGCUGCUGCCUUCUCUCAACCAGGUGGCCGGGCUGCUGGGCUGCGGCGAGGGCGGCCUCCCAGACAGCUGGGCUCAGGCCGUGCGGCUGGGCCUCGAUGGCUGCCAGCGCCUCUACCCGCUGCUGCGCCAAAGCCUCCUGCGCGCUGCUAAGCGCAGGGCGCCUGGUGGCACCCCGGAGUCCACGGACACCGCUCAGCUUCCUGCAGCCACCGCCUGAGCCAGGCCUCCCUCCUGCCUGAUCUCUCGGGACUGGUUUGCAGCCUCUCGCUCGAAGCGGUGACUGGCCAAGCCAGCGCCCGUGAGCCGAAGCAGGGCUGUCUUCCAGGUGCUCCAAAACACAGCCUCUGGGCAUCCGUUCCAGCAGGUUACGUCGUCUUCCUGGGCUCGAGACCUGAAGGCCAAGCUGGAUGCAUGACUCUUCUCCAUUGCAGUGAACCCCAGUCCUAUCAUGUGUGAUUGCAUUAAGGGGAACAUGCCCACAGUUCCUCCUCCUUAGCAAUCUGGCUUUGCACUGCAGGACGGACAACUUCAGCAUGAGAACAUUGGGGACACAGCAUUUAGCCGUAAUUAUGGAGGAAAGUUAAGACGAAAGGACAUGCUUCUGAAAGGCAGACUCGGCACCUUUCAAGAGGGAGAGAAAAUGAUCUGGACACUGGACAGAAACUCUGAUUUUUGGCAGCUACCCUUUAUUAAAAAACCUGCCUGAUAAGCCUGGCUUUGCAUUUUGUUUCAGUAGGCUUGAGGAGUUGUUUUCCCCUAUGGGUUGGCAAUUUCAAACAAGGUCUUAGGAAAAUCUUGAAUUGGUUUGCUGCUGGUUGAAUCCAAAAAUGGUGUUAUUGUCUGAGCAUUUCAGUCUGGUGUUCAGUGUGGGAAUUUUCUGUAUUGACUAAGAAAACUGCCAACUGUUCCCGAACUUCUUACUUUUUAAAGCGUUUUACAUUUGGGAAAGUUAGAGAAAAAUGUAUUGAUCCAGUUGUGUGAAUUCUUGCAUUCUGUUUCUUAACAUGCUUACUUGGAAGCUAGUUUAUUUCUAGGUAUUUUGAACUGAAGCAAUAUUAAAUAAGGCAAAAUACUCUCCUUUACAAAGCUUGAUGGAUCUGUGUGUUUUUAAUUCUUGCUUUAAAAAGCAAGAAAAAAACUGCCUGCAUUUUUCUGGGAACCCUUUCCUAGUUCUAAGAAAUGACCUAUUUUUUGUUUCCUGUUCUGGUUGAUGUUCUAAUUGGCUAAAUAAGUGCUUCUUGCUACAGUAUAUUAGAUUACUUCUUUUCUUAAUUCUCCUUUGCAGACUAAUAACAUAAUAAAUUCCUGGUGUGACCUC